Molecule: messenger RNA, 3600 nt
Organism: Closterium sp. Yama58-4
Lineage: Eukaryota; Viridiplantae; Streptophyta; Zygnematophyceae; Desmidiales; Closteriaceae
Source: the annotation of a GenBank genome assembly
AUGGAGGUCGCUCGUACCUCCAUGAUCCAUGCGGUUGCUCCCCAUUUUCUGUGGUCGUUUGCGGUCCGGUACGCUGCGCAUCAGCUCAACCUCUGGCCUCGUGUCUCGUUGCCGGAGACCUCGCCUACCCUGCAUUGGACGGGGGAGGUUGGCGAUGCGUCGCGGUUCCGGGUCUGGGGCUCCCGUGCCUUUGUCCGCGAUACCACCGCGGACAAGCUCUCAUCUCGCGCUGUUCCCUGCCCCUUCCUUGGCUUUCCCCCUGACGCGCCUGGCUGGCAGUUUUACCACCCCACCUCGCGCCGUGUCUUCGCGUCCCAGGACGUCACCUUUGACGAGUCGGUUCCCUUCUACCAUCUCUUCCCCUACCGCACUGCCCCUCUUCCCCCCCCGCCGCUCUUCCUCGCUCCAGGUCCUGCUGAGGGUGGUCCUGCUCGGGGUGCUGCGCCUGGGGGUACUGAGCCUGGGGGUGCGGAGCCUUGGGGUGCUGAGCCUGGGGGUGCUGAGCCUGGGGGUGCUGAGCCUGAGCGUGCAGAGCCUGGGGGUGCUGAGCCUGAGCGUGCGGAGCCUGGGGGUGCGGAGCCUGGGGGUGCUGAGCCUGAGCGUGCGGAGCCUAGGGGUGCUGCGCCUGAGUGUGUGGAGCCUGGGGGUGCUGAGCCUGCGGGUGCGGAGCCUGGGGGUGCUGAGUCUGGAGGUGCUGGGCCUAGGGGUGGUGCGUCUUCACUACGGGAGCCUCUCUCACCACAGCAGCUGCGUGAGUGGCUUGCUCGACGCUCCCGCCUUCGGAGUGGUGUUGCUGGAGCUGGAGGUGCCGGAGCUGGAGGCUUUGGCGCUGGCACUGCUUAUCCUGGAGGUGCUUGUACUGGAGGUACUGGAGUUGCCGGGGCUGGUGGUGCUGCUAGUCGUGGAGGUGCUAGAAGUCUUGCUGGAGCUGGAGGUACUGGGGGUACUGGAGCUACUAGUCCUGGAGGUCCUACAGGUGCCUCGCCACCGCAGUCUAGUCGGCGAGAGCCUCUCUCACCACAGCAGCUACGUGAGUGGCUUCCUCGACGCUCUCGCCUUAUGAGUGGCGCUGUUGGAGCUGGGGGCGCUGGGGCUGGAGGCUCUGGAGCUGGAGCUGCUGGUCCUGGAGGUGCUCGUACUGGAGGUACUGGAGGUGCCGGGGCUGGUGGUGCUGCUGAAACUGGAGGUACUGGGGGUACUGGAGCUGCUGGUCCUGGAGGUGCUCGUACUGGAGGUACUAGAGCUGCCGGGGCUGGUGGUUCUGCUGGUACUGGAGCUGCAGGAGCUGGUGGUGUUGCGGGCUCGGGAGCUGGAGGCGCUGGCGCUGGAGGCGCUGGAGCUGGAGGCGCUGGAGCUGGAGGCACUGGCGCUGGAGGCGCUGGAGCUGGAGGCACUAGAGCUGGAGGCGCUGGAGCUGGAGGUAUUGGAGCCGGAGGCAAUGGAGUCGGAGGCACUGGAGCUGGAGGCGCUGGAGCUGGAGGUACUGGAGCUGGAGGCACAGGAGCUGGAGGAGCUGGAACUGGAGGCGUUGGAGCUGGAGGUACUCGAGCUGGAGGUUCUGUGCAGCAGCGACCGUUUUUUGAGCCGCCGCCGCAGCUGUCUGAGCUUCCGCCCGAGUCGGUGCUCCGCCAGGUUCUUAGUCUUCCUUCGUCCACUGCCCUUCGUCCUAGCUCGCCCUUGCCUGCCCCGUCUCGUUACACUGAGCAGCCGGUCUCCCUUACAGAGCGUCGUGAGCCUGCGUCUCAUCCUGUCUCCCCUGUUCGCGCUGGUCGCACCGCUCGUCGUGUCCUGCGUCCGUGUCCUCCUCCUGUGCCAGGUAUUCACACUAUGGCACUUCGUCCUUCCUCUGCUCCACAGCGCGUCCCUCUGCCGUCUCCUCCUGCGUCCUCUCUUCCUGAGAUUCCUGACCCUGAGUCUGACCGUGUUCGUGCUGCAAGCCCUAAUGUCAUCCGUCUCCUGGCUACUGUUGUCACUGACCCGUCGUUUGAGUCCACUGCUGCGUCUGCCUUAGUUGCUAAGCUUGUUGACUUUGCUGCUGUGUGUCGUCUAGACUACGCCGCCAGUCUUGUUGCAGAGUCAAAGUCUGUCUGUCCUCCGUCUGUCGGGGGUGAGUGUGCUCUUGGCACGGACGUCUUUGAGGACAGGCAGGAGGACUUUGAGUCUCUUGCGGCUGCUGUACCUCAUCUCGUGGCCUGGCUGCUUGCACCUGAGGGAGACCCAGAUGCACUGGACAUCCCGACCCUGCGCUCUUACGCAGAGGCGAUCACGGGUCUCUACUCCUCUCAGUGGCAGACAGCCAUGGACGCAGAUAUGGCAUCCUCGAAGUCCACAGGCACCUACGUCGACGAGGUUCCCCCUCCUGGGGCGAACAUAGUCGAUGGCAUGUGGAUUUUCAGGGUGAAGCGGCCGCCGGGUUCUCCGCCUGUCUUCAAGGCGCGUUACGUUGCACGAUGCUUCUGUCAGCGACAGGGAGUUGACUUCUUCCAGACCUUCUCCCCUACCCCGAAGAUGACCAUUCUUCGGGUGCUGCUGCACGUUGCCGCUCAGCGUGACUACGAGCUUCACUCUCUUGACUUCAGCACAGCUUUCUUGCAGGGCAGCCUGCACGAGGAGAUCUGGCUGCGCCGCCCACCUGGCUUCACUGGGUCGUUCCCUCUUGGUACCCAGUGGAGCCUCCGACGGCCAGUCUACGGUCUCCGCCAAGCGCCUCGUGAGUGGCACGACACACUGAGGAUGACACUUGCGGCUCUUGGGUUUGCUCCCUCCACUGCUGACCCGUCGUUGUUUCUUCGCACCGACACUUCUCUGCCGCCAUUCUACAUCCUCGUGUACGUCGACAACUUGGUCUUUGCCACUGCUGACACUGAGGCACUCGCCCUUGUGAAGUCGAAGCUGCAGAAGAGACACACCUGCACUGAUCUGGGUGAGCUGCGCAACUACCUUGGCUUGCAGAUCACCCGGGAUAGAGCACGCCGCACCAUUACCCUGACUCAGUCACACAUGGUGCAGCAGGUCCUUCAGCGCUUUGGCUUCCAGUUCUCCUCACCACAGUCCACUCCUCUGUCUACCGGUCACUCGCUCUCAGCUCCACAUUCGGACGAGUCCGUAGAGUCGAGUGGCCCGUACCCAGAGCUUGUGGGUUGCCUCAUGUACCUGAUGACCUGCACUCGACCUGACCUUGCGUACCCUCUUAGCAUCCUAGCUCGCUACGUUGCGCCUGGGAGACACCGGCGAGAGCACUGGGAGGCUGCUAAGAGGGUGCUGCGCUACUUGUGCAGUACAUCAGGCAUGGGGCUCGUGCUUGGAGGACGGGGUGACGUUGUCCUCAUUGGACACUCAGACGCCUCUUGGGUUGACGACCUGGCUACACAGCGGUCGUCACAGGGUUACACCUUCAGCCUUGGUUCCGGCUUUGUCUCUAAGCGGUCUACCCGCUCUUCUUUUGUUCUCAGCUCCAGUUGUGAGGCUGAGAUCUAUGCCACAGCCAUGGCUGCACAGGAGUUACGCUGGCUCACCUACCUGUUGACUGACUUGGGAGAGCGGCCUCGUUCUCCUCUAGUUCUGUACGGUGACAACAAGGUAGCCCUCGCCUUGUGUUAG